AUGAAAAAAAAACAUUUUUUUCAUGUUGUUGAAAACGACCUAUCUUUAUCAAAUGAUAAUUCUUUUGAUUUUUCUAAUAAUUCUAAUAUAGACAAUGAAAGUAAAGUAAAAAAGGAAAAUAAUUUUUCCGAUGAAAAUGAAUAUAUUGAUUUUUCGGAUGAUAAGUCUAAUAAUAUUACUAAAAGAAAUGCUUUGAAUUUCUUAGGUUUAAAUAAAAAAAAAUUAGAAAAUUUUAAUUUUAAUAAAGAAAUAAAUGAAGGCACUAAUAAUGCACGUAUAAGAAAUACAAAGCAUAAAAUUUGCAAUUUAAGUGAAAAGUUAUUUUCUGAAAAAACAAAGUGUAAAAAUGAAAAUAAUAGCAACUUAACUUAUGCUAUCAAUGAUAAUUUUGUCUUUAAUUCAAGGCAAAUUAAUAGAAAUAUUAAUGAAGAUAUUUACAAAAAUAAUCAAAGUAAUAAUAAGGAAUUUUAUUGCAUGAAACAUAUAAUUCAUAAUAACUUAAAUAAUAAUUAUGAUAAAAAUGAUAUUAAGGUUUUCAACAUUUAUCAUAAUAAUAGAGCUGAAUGCUUAUUUAAUGAUGUGAGUGUAAUAAAAUUCUAUGGGUAUAAGAAUAUCUGUAUUUAUGAAAAUAAAAAUUACAUAUAUAGAGAAAUUAAUAAUAAAUUAUUUCAACAUAAAAAUAAAACAGAAAUGUCUUCAUUUAAUCCAGAUAGUGAUAUUUAUGAGUACAUUUACAACAAUAAAAUGAAAUUAAAAAAUGAUAAUAAUGAAAAUGAUGAUAUUCAAUGUUUUCAAUUUUAUAUUCAUAAAUAUCCUUCUUUUUUAAAAGAAAAAAUAAAGAUAUUUGUUCAUAUAUACAAUAUGUUUAGCAUAUAUCCAUAUAUUAAUCAUAAAUUUAUUGAAGAAGAAUUGUAUUCAAAAAGUCUAAAAAUUCUUUAUUCUCCUGAAAAAAUUUUAAAUAUUAAAUGGAAGUUUUUUGAGAAAAAAGAAUUAAAAAUUAUUUUAAAUGAUAUUAUAAUAAAUAAAAAGGAAUAUAAUUUACAAGAAAAUUUUGUAAAAAUUAAUGAUUUUAUUUAUAUUAAUUUUUUAACACAAGAAAUAAAAAUAUGUGAUAUAAAAAGUAUGAAAUUUAAUAAUUAUAUAAUUUUAAAUGGGAAUGGAUUAUGUUUUUCAGCUUACUAUUAUUUAAUUGUUCCUUAUCAUAGAUGUAUUAAUGAAAAUGAGAUAGAUAAAAAUAAUAAUUAUAAUUUCAACUAUGAAUAUAUUUUUUUAUCACAAUUAUUUAAUAUUUAUGACAAUUUUAACAUAUGCUUUUUGUACCCACUAUUUAUUGCUUACUUUUUUUAUUAUCAUUUAUUUAUUAAACAAAAAGUAAAUAUAGCGUCUUCUUUUUAUUAUCAUAACAUAUCAUUAGAAGAAAACUUAAAUAAAAAAAAUAAAACAAACGUGCAAUACAACAAUAAUAAUGAAGAAUCAUAUAUAAAUCAUUUAAAUGAUAUAUAUAUAAAAUUAACGAAAUGCUAUAAAAAAAUAAUUAUUGAUUCAGAAAAUCAAAAUAUAAAAAUAACCGAUAACAUUAUCGAAUUUUUAUUGCCUGAAAGUUGUUACAAAAAUUUUGAAAAUGUAGAAUUUCUUUGUAAAAAUACUCAUAAUCUUUCCUUAAUGUACAUCAUGUGUAUAAACAAAUAUAAUUUGGAUAGCAAGAAAUUAUUAAAUAACGAUGAUUAUAAUGUUGAAUAUAUGAAUUUAAAUAAUAAUAUAAAUAGUAAUAAAACUUAUGAUACUACUUUUAAUAAUCUUAAAAAGGACUUCAAUAAUAUCACAGAUGAUAUAAGAAAAAAGGAAAGAGAAGAAUAUUAUGAAAAAGUACUGUGUUUUAAUGAAAUUAAAGAGAUCAUUAAUUUGAGGAAUAUAUUCCCAGAAGACAAAAAAUUUUAUUUUAAUACAUGUAAUAAAAUUGAUAAUAUUAUAAAAAUUAGCGUAAGAAAUGAUGGAAUUUGUUUUUUUUAUAUGAAAAAUAUAAGUGAAUAUUUAUUUUUUUCAUUCUUUAUAAUAUUCAAUUCCUUAGAAAAUCUUUUCCUAUUAAUGAAUAAAAAAAAAACUGAAAAUAAUAACAAAUAUUUUGAAACGGAAGAGAAAUGUAUUUUAUCUGUUUUUAAUAACACUUCUGUGAAUUUAAGUAAAGAUGACCAAGAAAGAGAUGAAAUUAAAAAAUUAAGUUCUUAUGGGUUAAAUUAUAAUUUUUACAACAGUAGUGAUAAUAAUAUAUUGAAUAAUUUUAAUGAUACAAUUAAAAAUUAUUCAAACAAUCAUAAUUUUAAAAGUAUUUCAAGUAAAAUAUCGAGUUUUGUAAAUAUAAGCAAGAUAUUUGAUAUGAGUAACAUAAAAAAUAUAUAUAAUGACUUUUAUAUUUGUGAAAAUAAAAAAAUAAAUUCCUUUAAAUUAAUUAAUAUAAUGAAUAAAGAAAAAAAAAAAAUUUUAGUUCCAUAUUAUUUCAAUAAGAAUGAGUUAACUCAAUUAUUUUUCUUAAGAUUAUCAAAUAUACAUAUAUACGAUAUAAAUACACAACUAAAUAAAGUUUUCGAAUAUAUAGAUUAUAAUAAUGAAACAUUCACACCCUUUCUUAAAAACUAUGAAAAUUAUGAUAUGAACGUUCAAUUAGAUUUAUUAGAAAAUAUUUAUACCAUAAAUGAUGAAAUAUAUUUAUUAUAUUCUAAGAAAAUUAACUAUACUCAUGAUAUUUAUAAAUACAAUUAUUUAUAUGUAAAAAAUUAUCUAUUGAAAAAUUACAUUCUUUAUUAUAACAUUUAUUUUAACAUAUGUGAUGAAUUAAAAAAGAACAAAUAUUACAAAUUAAAAUAUACGAAUAAAAAUAAAGAAACUAUUUCUAUUCAUUUCACUGUUUGUUUUAAUUAUGUAUGUGAUAAAAUAAACUUUCAUUUUCAAUUAAAACCAUUAUAUUAUAUAACUCAUGUUGAAAAAAACACAGAUGAAUACUUUGAAGAAAAAAAUUAUAUUUCUUUUAUUAGGAAUUAUGUAAAUAGCAAAUAUGUUGCUUAA
Messenger RNA from Plasmodium gallinaceum, 3060 nucleotides. RefSeq names its product conserved Plasmodium protein, unknown function. Lineage: Eukaryota; Apicomplexa; Aconoidasida; Haemosporida; Plasmodiidae. Bases 1 to 3060 code for a protein of 1019 amino acids. The transcript has a single exon. The record is from RefSeq and is a predicted model, not a curated record.